Messenger RNA from Morone saxatilis (striped sea-bass), 4086 nucleotides. Its product is annotated as solute carrier organic anion transporter family member 1C1-like. The coding region runs from base 218 to 2281 and encodes 687 amino acids. Gene Ontology annotation, biological process: transmembrane transport; sodium-independent organic anion transport. Gene Ontology annotation, cellular component: membrane. The transcript is spliced from 15 exons. Lineage: Eukaryota; Metazoa; Chordata; Actinopteri; Moronidae. The record is from RefSeq and is a predicted model, not a curated record. Gene Ontology annotation, molecular function: protein binding.
ACAAGUGCACAUGAGUGGCUGGGUUACUGAUUACAGGUGAUGUUAUAGUUUGUUUGUGAUAAGACUCAUGCUUUGAGCACAAAGUCCUGCCAGGUUAAGCGAGCCUUCAUCUGCUUUGCCACAUCUUUCCCAUCCCUUGUAGGACCACUGCUGCCUCUCAGGUCCUUUGGUGGUGUGUUUUCUGCUUCCUUGCAUCUGUUCAACACGCAGCAGCAUCAUGAGUGUAGAGUCCAAAAAACCACGUGAGGCUUGCUGCUCCAAGCUCAAGCUCUUCCUGGCCUCUCUGGCAUUCGUAUACUUUGCCAAAGCUUUUGGUGGAGCCUACAUGAAGAGCUCCAUCACCCAGAUUGAGAGGCGCUUUGAUAUCCCCAGCUCCCUCAUUGGGGUUAUAGAUGGCAGCUUUGAAAUGGGCAACCUCUUGGUAAUAGCCUUUGUGAGCUACUUUGGUGCUAAGCUCCAUCGUCCCAGGCUGAUUGGUAUUGGCUGUUUGAUCAUGUCUGUUGGAUGUUUCCUCAUAGCCCUGCCUCACUUCUUCCAGGGACCGUAUAAAUAUGAGACCAGUGUGUCUCACAGUACAGCUUUCAACAGCAGUGAGAGCGCCCUGCCCUGUCACUCAAACCACAGCCUGACUGAUGCAGAUGAGACUCCUGAUUUAGAGGCCAGAUCAGCUUGUGAAAAGGCAGCUGGCUCGUCUAUGUGGAUCUACGUAUUCCUGGGAAACAUGCUGCGUGGAAUUGGAGAGACUCCCAUCAUGCCUCUGGGUGUGUCCUACCUGGAUGACUUCUCCAGAGAAGAGAACACUCCUUUCUAUUUGGCCUGCAUCCAUACAGUUGGAAUCUUAGGACCUAUGUUCGGGUUCAUGCUCGGGUCCCUUCUUGCCAAGAUCUAUGUAGACAUUGGAUCUGUGGAUUUAGAAACAAUCACUAUCAAUCAUAAGGACUCCCGCUGGGUGGGGGCCUGGUGGCUGGGCUUCAUAGUGACUGGCACUGUGAUCCUGCUGUCCAGUAUCCCGUUCUGGUUCCUGCCCAAGUCCCUGCCCAAGCAAGGGCAAGAGGAAAGCCAGAGUAAAAGCACAGAGCUCGCCACAGUGGCAGAGCAGGAGAAUUUCCUGCAAGAGGAAAACCAGGAUGAGGAGAAGGAGAAGCCGGUUACAUUCCAGGAGCUAGCUAAAGAUUUUGUUCCAUCCCUGAGGAGACUCUUCAGGAACAGCAUCUUCACACUGAUGAUCCUCACCUACCUGGUGGCUGUCAACGGCUUCAUUGGCAUGAUCACCUUCAAGCCAAAGUACUUGGAGCAAAUAUAUGGCCAAUCAGCCUCCAAGGCCAUUUUCCUCAUAGGUAUACUGAACCUGCCAGCAGUGGCUUUGGGCAUCAUCACUGGAGGUUUUGUACUGAAACGUUUCAAACUGGGCGUCAUCGGAGCAGCCAGGGUGUCAAUCACUGCCUCUUUCGGGUCAUUUUGUCUGCUUGCCGUUCAGGGCUUCAUCCACUGUGACAAUGCAGAGGUGGGAGGUAUUAGUGUCUCAUAUCAGGGGGCUCCUCAAGUGUCCUACAACCCGCAGGCUUUGCUGUCAGAAUGCAAUAUGGGCUGCUCCUGCUCAAUGAAGCAUUGGGACCCAGUGUGCGCCUACAACGGAAUAACGUAUGCCUCUCCCUGCCUGGCUGGCUGCCAGACCUCCACCGGCACCGGCAGGGAAAUGGUGUUUCAUAACUGUACCUGCGUUGGCGAGAUGAUGACUCCUGGCAUAAACUCGUCCGCAGUGCUUGGCCAGUGCCCCAGGAAGAGCGACUGUGAUCGCAUAUUCAAAUUCUACAUGGCUUUGUCGGUAGUGGGAUCCUUCAUUUCUGCCUGUGGGGGAACGCCAGGAUACAUCGUGCUGCUCAGGUCCAUACAGCAAGACCUGAAGUCACUGGCUCUGGGUAUGCAAACACUGAUAGUAAGAACUCUGGGUGGGAUACCCCCUCCAAUAUAUUUUGGAGCACUGAUUGAUCGAACCUGUUUGAAGUGGGGUACAAAGCAGUGUGGGGGCCGUGGAGCGUGUAGACUCUAUGACGCUAAUGCAUUUAGAAUGACAUUCAUGGGGUUAGUUACUGGACUCUACUUCCUAUCCAAUACGCUAUGGGCAGGCCUCUACGUCAAAAUUGUCAAGAGACAGAAGAAGUUAGCACUGAGGAAUCAGGCCAAAGAAAAUGCACUGGAGGGUAACGACGUGGGAAAUGGACACGCCAACAUCAACAUAGCCAAAAAUAAAGAUGACACGGACAAGGAAAGCACUAUCUAAGGUGUUUGAGGAAGGCAACCCCAUUGUAUAAUACAGGUGGACGACACAGAUUUUCCAUUGCCUAAGUUGGGGUGCAUCCAUACUGGACCAAAUGUGGUAAUGGUACAGUGUCAGUGCUCUUUGCUCUUCGAGCAGUACGCUUCUUUUUUACACCGAUAUUGUGCUGAAAACAUCAACUGCUGUUCAUGUCAAAGUUCAAAGAUCCUGACUAGACCUUAGUUUUAAUAUCAACAACAAUCAAAUUAAAUAAUACACAAUCCAUGUCUGAACAAAAACCCUCAAACACAUAAACUUAAAGGUCAUUUCUAGUACUGCUUCAGAGCAGUCAAGAAAACUUAAUGGGAACAUAGUCUGUGCUACAGUGUGGACAAUGCAUCCCGAGCAAACACACAGUUCACUUAUGCAACAUUUCAGUAUGAUCACCAUUUAGUAUACUUGAAUAGCAUUAGGUCAGGUAAUAGACAGAUAGUAAUGUCUCAUCCUACAGCUUUACAUUCAAAGUCAUUUAGGUGCAGUAACAGUUUGGCAAACAUGUAUACAAUAUAUGUACAGUGUAUAGUUUUAAAUACUAGUAUAGGACAAGUAGAUUGUUUGUGGCCUAAUGAGCUAUAGCAUGUCUUUGUAACUUGAAGUAUUGUUCAUGUUUUUUUUUAGUUAUUGUUUUCUUUCAUGUUUUUUUAGUGAUGGUGAGAGUUUGUGAGAUUGUACAGCCUACCUCAUUGUCUUCAUUGAACAGUGGUGUAAUGAGGACAGUGAGGGUGGCUAAGGUUUACAGCAUAAGUGUAGAGCCUAGGGUUGCCUACUAAAUGAGCCAAUUUAAAUACACAUGGAGGACAUCAGGUUAGCAUUCCUGAGAGUAUAAUUAGAAAGUAAAUAUUGUAGUUUUAUAGCUGGUAUAACUAGGAUGGCUAUAGAUUUGACUUCUGUUUUACCAAAUUACAAGACAGAUGGUACCUAGUGUAAGAGUCCAGAGCAGAAGAAGUAAAGUGCUUUGCCUCUUUCAGUGUAAGGUUUGACAGAUUCAGUAUCAAUGUGUUUUGAAAGCAGCAGGAUAAUAGUAGUUAACAAAAGAUUGGGCAAACCAAAAAUACUUGGCAGUGUGUCUGGUUCUCCGAGCACUAUAUUCUUGCAAAUGCAAAAAGGGAAGCUGGUGCAGGCCAAUAGACAGUAAGCUUUUUUUUCAUUCUAAAAAAACAUUUUCAUUCAUCACUGCAUUUAACAGAUUACAUGGAAGCCUGAUAACCUUUUUCUGACUGUUAACAAUGCACCACAGCACCAUUUGACAUCUGGAUAUCUCUCCUGUCUGACAUUACACACACUUCUUGUUAUAUCACAUCAUUUACACAAACCUUAAAGGUCAUGAACGUUCAUAUAAUCCUCUGACUCACCAGUGUUUGUCUGGAAAAGUUUACUACAAUUUGGACAGUGGACUAAGAGUGAGUGGACUCAACUCAAACUUGAUUGUACUAUGUUUUACUCGGUUAUACACUGUAGUUGUUAAUUAAAAUAUAUCAUCAGUUAAUAUCUAUAAUUGCUGUUAAUAAUGAGAAUUUAUAUAUUGAGUCGAAUAUGUUUAUAUUGUGUCCAUAUAUUUGAGUUAUAUCAUCUCUUUUUACAAUUUUGUUGAUUGUCCUUAAAGCACAUCUGUAAGUAUUAAAGACACUUAUUUUUUGUCCCUCAAUUUACAAGUGACAAGUUGUACCUUUUCCAUAUGCUCUGUGUGUCCUGCUAUAAACAUGUUAUGGUCAUCCUAAAGCAGCUAUAAUCAGUAUUUUAAAAUUAACAAAAGAUCACAGGACUACUUG